Ostertagia ostertagi is the source of this 264-nucleotide messenger RNA. NCBI's taxonomy places the organism in Eukaryota, Metazoa, Nematoda, Chromadorea, Rhabditida, Trichostrongylidae. The record is from the annotation of a GenBank genome assembly.
GCCGUCCAUGUGGCUUUUUCGAGGCACAAUUCUUUCGUUGUAUGGAGGCCUACGGCGCAAAACUUGGCCGCAAAUACUGCGAUCUAGAACACCGUGACUUUAGGGAAUGUAUCACCAGUGAAAAGCAGAAAAAGAGAGCUAAAGCGAUCGCUACGCAACGCCUAAAGUUGUACUGGGAAGGCAAAUUGGACAAAUGUUUUCUGGAGAACCAUCCACCACCAGGACAGGUCAAGCAAGAUUACUUCGAGUGGAAUACUAUCAACU